AUGGCCCAGAUGAACUGCACGGAGGUAGAAGAGUUUAUUCUUUUGGGUCUCACAGACCGUCAAGACUUGAAGAUGCCCCUUCUUGUGAUUUUCUUCUCCAUCUAUGUCUUCACUGUAGUCGGUAACCUGGGUUUAAUCCUGCUCAUUAGAGCAGAUGCAAGACUCCACACACCAAUGUACUUCUUCCUCAGCAACCUGGCCUUUGUCGAUUUCUGUUACUCUUCUGUCAUUACACCCAAAAUGCUUGGGAAUUUCUUGUACAAGCAAAAUGUCAUCUCCUUCAAUGCAUGUGCUGCUCAGUUAGGCUGUUUCCUCACCUCCAUGAUAUCCGAAUGCUUGCUACUGGCUUCCAUGGCCUAUGACAGGUAUGUGGCCAUUUGCAACCCUCUCCUCUACAUGGUUGUGAUGUCUUCUGACAUCUGCAUUCAGCUUGCAGCAGUCCCCUAUGUCUACAGCAUCUCGACAGCUCUUUUUCACACCAUCCUCACCUUUCGCCUCACCUAUGGCCACUCCAAUAUCAUCAAUCAUUUUUAUUGUGAUGACAUGCCUCUGCUCGGGCUUGCCUGCUCAGACACUCACACCAAACAGCUGUGGAUCUAUAUCAGUGCUGGGAUGACAUACAUUCCGCCUGUUCUGAUUGUCUCUGUCUCUUACGUGUACAUCAUUUCUGCCAUCCUGAAGAUGAAGUCAGCAGAGGGCAGGCGCAAAGCCUUCUCCACAUGCGGCUCUCACAUGCUGGCUGUCACCAUCUUCUAUGGGACCCUCAUCUUCAUGUACUUGCAGCCCAGCUCGAACCAUUCUCUGGACAGAGAUAAGAUGGCCUCUGUCUUCUACACUGUGAUCAUUCCUAUGCUGAACCCCUUGAUCUAUAGUCUCAGGAACAAGGAUGUGAAAGACGCCCUCAUUAAAGUGAUCAAUAAAACACAGGCUUUAGCAUUCAUGAAAUCUGAAAGAUGA
Messenger RNA from Sorex araneus (European shrew), 957 nucleotides. RefSeq names its product olfactory receptor 1044-like. Gene Ontology annotation, molecular function: G protein-coupled receptor activity; olfactory receptor activity; odorant binding. The record is from RefSeq and is a predicted model, not a curated record. Gene Ontology annotation, biological process: sensory perception of smell; G protein-coupled receptor signaling pathway. Gene Ontology annotation, cellular component: membrane. The transcript has a single exon. The coding region runs from base 1 to 957 and encodes 318 amino acids. Lineage: Eukaryota; Metazoa; Chordata; Mammalia; Eulipotyphla; Soricidae.